AUCAAAUCCGCGUACUUGGCCGAGAGUCUCAAGCGAUGAAGCUCCCCCACAACUAGACGGAAGUUUCUGGAUUCGAAACAAGCCAGGAAUUUUGAGUUCUUGGCAUGCUUCCCCCCCUCCCACCUUAUGAACAAUUUAGUAUUGGAGACUCUGGUACAGUUAAGCCCAAAUGAUAGGUUUAUUGUUAUUGUAGUUGCCCGCUGAUUGUUCCGAGCAGAACCAGGUCUCGGGUGGAAUUUGGAAUUUGCAGUAUUUCUGGUUUCCUUUUUUAAACAUUAAUUGGAAAAGGACAGGAGGAGGCGAAUGAAAAGUCCCCCCAUCCGGAUUCAUCCCGCAGGGUCCAUGGAUCGGCUGGGAUCAGGCCAGGAUCACAUCGGGAUCUUCCCCCUGUUUUAAAACCAUCCUGGCCUUGAAUCUUAAAUGCUUAGCACACAUGGACAAAGUGGGCAAAGUGGGCAAAGUGGUGGUUGCCUUGGGACGGACACACAAACACACAAACACACCCAGCAAAGCUUCACUGGUUUUAAUUGGGGCUAACUGGAGCAGGGAGGAGGGUGGAUUAAAAUUUAACCCGAUCCCUUGGAUCUAGCUGCCUGCCUGCCAAGCUAACCCAGACUUAAAACCAACUGAUGUAUUUGACACUGAAUGAGACUCAGGAAAAAGCACUGAUUCAUAGACAGUUAGUUCUUGACUUACAACCCUUCGUUGAACGACCAGUCAGAGUUACGGCGACUCGGGGAAAAAAUGGGACUUAAUGUUUCACACUUACGACCGUUGCGGCAUCACCGCCGUCAUGGGACCCAAAUUUGGACGCUUGGCACCUGACAUGGUUCCCCUGAGGCUCUCUUUUUUUCCACCUGCCCCGGAGUCUCUUCCUCAGUUUCCCAAGCGUCACACCAUGGCUGACGGCGAGGAUAUUCAUGGCUUGAAAAGCGUGCUGGUCAUGUUCCAGAGCUGCCUGAACGGCGAGGAAGAAAUCCUGAUGGACCCGUAUUUAGGAGGCUGGAAAGGCCUCGUCAGGUUUCUAAACACAAUGGGGCCAAUCUUCUCCUUCAUCUCCAAAGACGCCGUGACCAAAAUCCAGAUCAUGGAGAACUUCCGUUGCAGUGAGCGGCGGGAGGACUACAUCACCCUCCAAGCUAUGGUGAAUUAUGAGCUGGCCAACCAGCUGGUGGAUUUGAGGGAGCCUGGCAACUACCCUGCCUCAGGCUGCCGAACUAUCCUUCGCCUCCACCGGGCCCUGCGCUGGCUGCACCUGUUUCUGGAGGGCCUGAGGACUAGCAGCCCCGGUGCCAAGACCUCGACGUUGUGCACGGAUUCCUACAACGCCUCGCUGGCCAACUACCACCCCUGGAUCAUCCGCAAAGCAGCCACCAUGGCCUUCUACGCCUUGCCCACCCGCGACGCCUUCCUGGAAAACAUGCGGGUGGGCAGCACCGAGGCGGCCAUUGAGAUGCUGGGCGAGGCUCUGCCUUACAUCAGCAAGGUCUACGAGAUCACGGAGAGCCUCUACACGGAGCACAAGCUGCUCGACCUCCCCUGAGGGGGGACCGGAGCUGAGCCGAGAGCCGGAGGGGCUCUCCCUGCGGCUGCAGCCCCCAGAUCUCCUCGACAAAUCAUCUCCUGCUCUUAUCAAUCAGGUUUCUUCUUGGAAAGCUACGAGGCCUUCAAGCCAUCCCUCUGUUUGGGGUUCUAGCACUGAAGAUAUAAAGCCUUUAUGCCGUUUCCCCAAUCAGAAAGCUGUGUUCCUGCCCCUUUUCCUCCUCCCAAAAGCUUUGAUCCAGAAAGGCAUCCAGUCCUUGAUUUCUUUUUCUUUCUUUCUUUCUUUCUUUCUUUCUUUUUCUUCCUUUCUUUCUUUCCUUC
Molecule: messenger RNA, 1863 nt
Organism: Thamnophis elegans (Western terrestrial garter snake)
Lineage: Eukaryota; Metazoa; Chordata; Lepidosauria; Squamata; Natricidae
Gene: CPTP
Product: ceramide-1-phosphate transfer protein
Exons: 3
Coding region: 755-1543 (262 amino acids)
Biological process (GO): ceramide transport; intermembrane lipid transfer
Cellular component (GO): cytoplasm; cytosol; membrane
Molecular function (GO): ceramide 1-phosphate transfer activity; ceramide 1-phosphate binding
Source: RefSeq, a predicted model, not a curated record